AUGUCCGACCCGCUUCUCUUCGAAGAUACCUUCACGAUCACUGCGAUCAACGCCCAGAAGUACGACCGGGUAUCCCGUCUCACCUGUACCUCCAACGAUGCCUCCCUGACAUUCACCCUUGAUGUGAACUCCGAGCUGUACCCAUGCGCUGUCGGCGAGUCGCUCUCGCUUGCCAUUGCCUCGACUCUGUCUCUCGACGGCAAAGAGGAUACUCGCGCCAGCUGGAGGAAGUCAGCAUGGGCGACGCGACUCUCGCCGAUGACUACGACUAUGUUUGCCACGGCAAGGUUUACCGUUUCGAGGAGGGUGCCACUAAGGAUACUAUGUGAGGCUGUCUUUGUGUCAUUUGGUGGUCUUUUGCUCUACCUCGAGGGCCCCUACAAGAAGCUUGCUCCUCUCCGAAUCGAUCACGUUUACUUGCUUCUCAAGAAAUAGGUUAGCGGUUCUUGGGAUCAUUGCUUUUGGUGAAGUCUUUGGCAUGGGAUAAAUUUGGCUUUGGCUCUGACCUCCAGGCUGUGGCCGGGAAACAAAAGUCUAUGUAUUCGAAGGGAGAUGUUCAUGUUCUAAUCGGGUGCAGCGCAGGCGUUAUUUUUGCAUUUUGAUUUGGAUAUACCAAUAGAUCAUCAUCGAACUAAACAUGAUCUUCAUGAAAUUGAUGAUAUGAAUCUUGACUGUUGC
Molecule: messenger RNA, 678 nt
Organism: Penicillium canescens
Lineage: Eukaryota; Fungi; Ascomycota; Eurotiomycetes; Eurotiales; Aspergillaceae
Product: DNA-directed RNA polymerase core subunit RPB8
Exons: 2
Coding region: 1-435 (144 amino acids)
Biological process (GO): DNA-templated transcription
Cellular component (GO): RNA polymerase III complex; RNA polymerase II, core complex; RNA polymerase I complex
Molecular function (GO): DNA-directed RNA polymerase activity
Source: RefSeq, a predicted model, not a curated record